Helianthus annuus (common sunflower) is the source of this 753-nucleotide messenger RNA. RefSeq lists its product as uncharacterized. The record is from RefSeq and is a predicted model, not a curated record. The transcript has 3 exons. Lineage: Eukaryota; Viridiplantae; Streptophyta; Magnoliopsida; Asterales; Asteraceae. Bases 1 to 753 code for a protein of 250 amino acids.
AUGGAUUCUCAUAGUUCUUCCUCCAUGCUAAACUAUUGCUACCACGAGUUUUUUGCGGAUGGCGAUGGUUCAACCGAUGAGGAGGUUGAGCAAGAGGCGGUUACGGGUGCUUGUAAACUAGCGAUGAGAUAUGCCGAGUAUUGUCGUCGCCCCCAAGCAAAAAAAGGUAAAAGAGGUUAUAUUGAACGAGACCGACGCGGGGCACACGAUCGUUUGAUGAAAGAUUAUUUUGAUGAGGAGCCGACAUAUUCGAACGAAAUGUUUAGACGUCGUUUCCGAAUGAGUAAGCGGUUAUUUCUACGUAUAGUCCACGACUUGGAAGCCAACUACGAUUUUUUUAAACAAAAAGCGGAUGCGAGAGGGGAACUUGGAUUUACCGGUAUCCAAAAGUGUACCUCGGCGUUACGAAUCCUUGCUUAUGGAAACACUACCGACAUCAAUGACGAGUAUCUAAAAAUGGGGGAGAAAACAACGAGAGAUAGCUUGGAGCAUUUUUGUCGCGGUAUAAUUGAUGUGUACGGUGCGCGUUAUCUUAGAACGCCCACAUGGGACGACCUUCAAAAGAUCUACGAGGUACAUAAUGCUCAGCAUGGUUUGCCUGGUAUGAUCGGGAGCAUAGAUUGCAUGCAUUGGCGUUGGAAUAACUGCCCGACUGCAUGGCGAGGCCAACACACACGAGGUGACCAAAAAGGACCCACUAUUAUUCUUCAGGCGGUUGCUUCACAGGACCUUUGGGUUUGGUUUCAAUCUUAA